Molecule: messenger RNA, 943 nt
Organism: Aspergillus alliaceus
Lineage: Eukaryota; Fungi; Ascomycota; Eurotiomycetes; Eurotiales; Aspergillaceae
Exons: 1
Coding region: 251-505 (84 amino acids)
Source: RefSeq, a predicted model, not a curated record
GGAUAAUCAUCUAGUUAGAUUCAAUCAAUCAAUCGGUCAAUGCUUAAAGUGUCUCACUGUCGCGUGGUACUGUGAACUGACGUCAACCGCCACAACCUCCAGCCGAAUGAGCUUUAAGACCCAUGGGGUUUAAAUGAUACCAACAUUAUAAACAUACACACAUACACACAUACAUACAUACAUACAUAUUCUCUAUCUUCAACCAUCAUCUAGUCAAGCUUGAGCUACUGCAAAACGGUGUUUGUUGAAGAUGUCAUCACUGCACGAACCUCGAGGGAACCUGCCCGCUCUGAACGCGGUCCCUCUAAGCCAGAUUGCUCCUGAAAACCGCCGAGAGACCCGUGGUUCGAAUUCCACCGAGUCUGAUAUGUCACAUUAUCUUCACUUUGAAGACAACGAUUGCUUUUUCCCUCCAGGAGAACUAGGCCAGAAACCACCUACGCAAGGUGAUAGACAAAGUCCGAGGCUGUCCGUCAUGGAACAACCGCGAGCCCCUGAGAAAUAAGCAUCUGGGACUAUUGUUGGUUCAUUAUUUGGAAGUUUGACAAUGUCCUGUCACAUUUUGUGUGGUGACUGAUAAAUUACCCCAAGGACAGUGUAGAUCCGGAGAGUGCGUGUAAAUGACGCUAGGGUGUCACAACAAAGAUCAUCCAGUGUGUACAGAAGCUUUGAAUUAUUGUUGAUAAUAAUGGCAUUUGAAGUAAUAAUAAGCCUGUACUUGUUCACCGGUUUGUAGAAGUAGUUGAGUAGAGGUACAUAUGUAUGUACACACAGUUGUCUACUUGGAUUCACGUGAAUGCAUGACCAGACACUAACGUAUGCAAGCGAAGUGGAGCUUCUGCUGAUAGCUUAGUUAGAGGUACGGUACGGUACCUAGGCAUACUCCGUUAGUCUAGCAUAGGUAUUUUCCCUGGUAUUUUACACGAAAUUUUUAAAAAUAAAA